Messenger RNA from Trichoderma harzianum CBS 226.95, 4032 nucleotides. RefSeq lists its product as hypothetical. Gene Ontology annotation, molecular function: protein binding. Lineage: Eukaryota; Fungi; Ascomycota; Sordariomycetes; Hypocreales; Hypocreaceae. The coding region runs from base 309 to 3905 and encodes 1198 amino acids. The transcript is spliced from 6 exons. The record is from RefSeq and is a predicted model, not a curated record.
CUAGCCACCGGAAUCGGAAGCCUUCUCCACUGGAAAAGCCAGCACUUCGCGACGCCUUGUGCGGCUGGGAGCUCUGCUAAUCGUGACUGUUAUGCAGUUACAUGAAGGCCGUGGGCUCUUCAUGCAUACGUCACGCCAACUAUUUAUAACUCUUCAAUCAUACAGCAUCUUGUUGGAGAAAUCUGUCUUGAGAUAUGCUAUCCAGAGCGUAAGUUUGAGUUUGUUCAACGAUAGCGUCCUAUCAGCAUAUUGAAGUGAGGCAUACCCUCUGAAGCACAUAUCUCCUGCAAUAAUACUUUAUUAUCAAGAUGUCGAUCCCCGGGAGACAAAAUCGUCCAAACAUAAAUGCCGAUAAUUCGGGGCAUGGCUACCAGUACAUUUUCGAAGGCGCAGGAGAUCAGAAUGCGGUAUAUGGUAAUGGCACGAUGGUCAAAUAUCAUCAGCACUUCAAUAUCAGUUUUCCAAAUAGAAGGAAUGGGAAGAUGGGAAUACCACCUUCAGUCGGGCAAUUUCUUCAGAAAUACGGGGGCCCAGAGAACUGGCCACAAGAGCCGAGUGAUGGAAACAUAUUCAAGUGGCUAACAACCCAACCCAACCAAAGCCCACUCAAUUUUAGCCAAUAUCAACGCAACCUCAUUAUUCAGCUCUCUAAGGGUACCGGCAAGUGGAUUCUCAAUUCUGAGGAGUUUCUCAAGUGGAAAGAAGCCUCCGAAGCUUCCAAAUCGGACCGGAUUAUGUGGAUGCAAGGCAUACUUGGAUCUGGCAAAACUAUGCUCCUGUCACUUAUCGUUGAUUUUAUCGAAAAACGGAUCCCAAGUCAAGAUGAAGCUGCUUGCAUUUACUUCUUCUUUCAAGCGGAGAAGCACGCUGUGCCACUCGCACGUAUCUGGGCGACGUUGUUGACACAGCUCUUAAGCGCAAAUACGAGCAACAUAGCAAGUGCAUUGAAGAAGAAAUUCACCGACCCGUUCAAAAGAUCAGCCGCACUUGAUUCGUCCGAAUAUUUUGAUCUGUUUAAGGCACAAGUAGCUACCGUCAAAACAGUUUACCUCGUCAUUGAUGCCUUGGAUAGCUGCCAGAACGCUCCCCGAGAAGCGACGCUAAAGGGUUUCCUAAAAGCUCUCGUCGAACUCCCAGAUAAUGUUCGUAUUCUUUUCACAUCCAGAGACAAUUAUAUAGGGAAAGAUAUCGGAGCAAAUCGAGAGCUAUCCAUCACGCCAAGAGAGGCAGAUGUGUCGACCUAUGUCAAGAAUCGAAUCGCAGAUGAUAGGCGCUUGCGGAGCGUACUGUUUAGGGCUGAACACCAAGAAGAAAUUAUCAAAGGUGUUACGACGAGGGCCAUGUCUAGCAAGAUGUUUUUGUCAGCCAAGCUGCACAUGGAUCAUUUGAGCAAGCAACGAACCACCUUUUUUGACAUAAUGCAGGCUUUGAAUCAUCUCCCCGACAGCGCAUUGGGGGCAUUCAAAACAUUAGCGAAGCAAAUUGCCCAGAAAAUAAAGGCGAAUAAGGCUAAUGGUGAACUUCUGUUAACAAAACAUAUUCUUCUUUGGGUCUCACACACCAAAGUCGACAUGAAUAUUGGGCAGAUACAGGAUAGCUUUGCUAUCCAGAAGAGUAAGGGGAAUUGCUAUGAGGAUCAUCGCCCUACCAAAGAGCUAGUAAUGCGUGAUUGCACUGGAUUGGUCAAAACGGAGAAAGGGACGUUUGGCUUGGUCCAUAAGUCAGUUAAACAGCACCUUCUCCAGUAUGAAAUUAUAUCAAACGAUGCCGACCUCGACAUAGGCAAAACAUGCUUAUACUUUCUGAUCAACACAUGCAAGAAAAAGGAGAGCUCUCCACUGCUACAAUAUGCCGCCAAAUGUUGGUGGUCGCACCUCAACAGUAAAGCUCAGGUGUUCGAUGAGAACACAGACUCAUUGGUUAUGAGGCUCCUCACAGAUGGACCCAAUCUCACCAGAGCUUUUGAGGCAAUGGAAGAGGCAGGAGGCACCGCAUUUAAGGGCAUGACGGGCUGGCACGCUGCCGUGCACUUCGACCUCUUGUCGUGGGCCGAGCGUCUUCCAUCCAAUAUUGAUGUCGACGCUCGAUGUUCAGAUGGCCAGACGGCUUUACACUGGGCAGUCCGAUACGGUCGACGCAAGUUCGUGGAGCUCUUAAUCGGCAAAUCCGCGAGCCUGAACUUACGCGAUCAGGCUGGUGAUACACCCCUCCAUAAGGCCCUCAUGGGGCCAGCUACGGAUAAUGUCGCAAUAAUGGAAGCGCUCAUAAGGGCUGACGCACAAUUGGAUAUUCCAAACGAAAAGGGUGUGUCACCCCUGAAAACAGUCAUCCAAUAUGGGCCUACAUCGAUUGCGAAGUUAAUGAUUGAGAGUCGAAAAGAUGUUGACGCCGAGAUAUCGGACGACUGGACGUUGUUAAGAUACGUUUUCUCUCACGGCCAGCAAAUCUUUGGUGUAGUAGAUCAAGGGGACAUCCAGACAGAGCACGGGGAAUGGAGUCAGUUACAAGUCGCGGUCGAAGACCACGCCCACUUCCUUAUUGAGCUACUGUUAGAGCGAGGCGUGGAUCUUAACCGUCCUUCGACUAAGGAUGGAUGGACACCCCUUGUAUUUGCGGCUAGCAAGGGGGACCUCCUCCUCAUGCGGCGGCUGCUGACUCGGAAGUCUAACCCAGCUCGAGUUGAUUUGCAGGGCCCGGAGAAGAAAACUCCUCUAUGGUGGGCCACACACUAUGGAAUGGCCGGUGCCAUUCAACUGUUAGUCGACUACGGUGCUAACGGGAACGAGACUGGUGGUGACGGCUCGACCCCGUUGCAUGAGGCAGUCAAGAAGAAAAGCAGCAAGCUAGUGCAGCUACUUGCCAGCCUCAAGGCCAACGUUAACACAAAAGUGCGAAACGGGUCAACCUUGUUGAUUGAAUCUAUCAAGCUGAAGGAUCAUGAUACAGCCUGGGUGCUGUUGAAUGCCGGGGCAAGGCCAAACGAACAGGACGCCAACGGCAAGUCAGCACUCUUUUAUGCUAUUGAGAGGCAAGAUAACGAUCUCAUAUGGCUCUUAAUCAAUAGAGGUGCUUCCGUCACAGCUCCGAGCCUUGCCAAGAAAACCGGCGGCAAGAAUACGGGCAUGUAUAUGCAGACCCCCCUCGAACAGGCACUAAGACGAAAGAAUCAUUCUGUGGCAUGGCUGCUUUGUACGCACGGAGCCUCCCCAGACGCUGUUAUUGACGGGACGGGUAGAACGUUGCUACAUUUGGCGACAUACAGCGGGGAUCUUGAAGCUGUUCAUCUUCUUAUCCAGCGUGGCGCUAGCACUAUUGUCCAAGGGGAGGGUGGGCUAACACCGUUACAUCAUGCCGUCCUGCUGGAAAGGGAAGACAUUGUGACCCUACUGACCUCCCACAUUGCAGGAGCGUCAUACUUGGAUGUCACCGAUGUUUAUGGCAAUACGGCCCUUUCUCUGGCCAUACAGAAACAGAAUCCAACCAUAACAGGGAUCCUCGUCCGUCGCGGAGCCUCCUGCAAAGCAGCUGGCUCGAAAGGCCUGACACCAGUACAUCACGCCGCCCGUCUGGGUUUCAAAACAGGACUCCGCUUGUUGUUAGAUGGCGGAGGUGAUCCAAAUUCGGCUGAUGACAAUUCUUUCACGCCAGCCCACCACGCUGUUAACGGCUCCUCCGACCCGGGCUUGGUAAAGAUGUUGGCAGAAAACGACGCUAAUCUGAACGUGGGAGAUAGGAGUGGGAGGACACCACUAAUGCUUGCAGCUCAGCUCGGUAAACAUGAGCUGAUAGUUUGUCUCCUUGACGUUGGAGCUAAUGUUAGGGUCGAGGAUGCAGGCGGAUAUACGGCAUAUCACUAUGGAGAGAAUUAUCCUGACAUCCAAGAGCUACUCAGAGCACGUGGAUGAAGAUACAUCUAAACAGGGUCUUGGUAAACCGAUUUGGCGGAAGUAGCAUGGACCAGGGAGGUAAUAUAAUGUACAUACAUACACACGGGAUGCUCUGCAUGCUUAGUCUGGCAAGGUCGACUGCAAU